Callorhinchus milii (elephant shark) is the source of this 1667-nucleotide messenger RNA. RefSeq names its product excitatory amino acid transporter 1. Gene Ontology annotation, cellular component: plasma membrane. The coding region runs from base 1 to 1329 and encodes 442 amino acids. Gene Ontology annotation, biological process: D-aspartate import across plasma membrane; L-aspartate import across plasma membrane; L-glutamate import across plasma membrane. The record is from RefSeq and is a predicted model, not a curated record. Lineage: Eukaryota; Metazoa; Chordata; Chondrichthyes; Chimaeriformes; Callorhinchidae. Gene Ontology annotation, molecular function: neutral L-amino acid transmembrane transporter activity; glutamate:sodium symporter activity; L-glutamate transmembrane transporter activity. The transcript is spliced from 8 exons.
AUGGCUGCCUUGGACAGCAAGACCUCAGGGAAGAUGGGGUUCCGUGCAGUGAUAUACUACACAACAACCACUGUCAUCGCUGUGAUCAUAGGCAUUAUCAUGGUGUUGAUCAUUCAUCCUGGGAAAGGAGGCAAGGAGAAUAUGCAUCGAGAGGGGAAGAUUGAACCAGUGCAUUCAGCAGACGCCUUCAUGGAUUUAAUAAGGAACAUGUUUCCCCCUAACCUGGUGGAGGCCUGCUUUAAACAGGUAAGCUCUCUCCACGUCCCGCUGCCCAUUGCUCCCUGCCCCAGUUCAUUGAUCACCCCAGAGAAUGAGACAGCCACUCAAGACUCAGUGAUCAACAAUGUUACACAGGCCAUGAGGCUUCUUCGGGAGGUAACCGAAGAGAUUAUCCCAUUACCAGGUGCUGCCAAUGGGGUCAAUGCCUUGGGGCUGGUGGUGUUUUCCAUGUGCCUGGGGCUUGUGAUUGGGAACAUGAAGGAGCAAGGAAAGGCACUUCGGGAAUUCUUUGAUUCUCUGAAUGAAGCAAUCAUGCAACUGGUAACAAUAAUCAUGUGGUAUGCUCCGGUGGGUAUCAUGUUCCUGAUUGCUGGUAAGAUUCUUGAGAUGAAAGACAUGUCGAUUGUGGGAGGACAGCUGGGGAUGUACACAAUCACCGUUAUCAUUGGCCUCCUUGUUCACGCUGUUAUUAUGCUGCCCCUCCUCUACUACCUGGUCACACGGAAGAAUCCAUUUGUUUUUAUUGGUGGGAUGGUGCAAGCACUUGUCACUGCAUUAGGCACAUCUUCAAGCUCAGCCACACUGCCUAUCACAUUCCGCUGCCUGGAAGAUAACAUUGGCUUGGACAAGCGCAUUACCAGGUUCAUGCUACCGCUCGGAGCCACUAUUAACAUGGAUGGGACAGCACUGUAUGAGGCACUCGCUGCCAUCUUCAUUGCACAGGUCAACAACUACGACCUCAACUUUGGACAAAUCAUUACAAUCAGCAUCACUGCUACAGCUGCCAGUGUUGGAGCCGCUGGGAUCCCUCAGGCCGGGCUGGUCACUAUGGUCAUCGUCCUGACCUCAGUGGGACUGCCCUCGGAUGACAUCACUUUGAUCAUUGCGGUGGAUUGGUUCCUGGAUCGUCUGCGCACCACAACUAAUGUCCUGGGAGAUUCGAUAGGAGCUGGCAUCGUUCAGCAUCUCUCCUGCCACGAGCUGCAGAAACAGGAUGCAGAAAUGGGAAACUCUGUCAUUGAAGAGAAUGAGAUGAAGAAAUCGUAUCAGCUCAUUUCUUGCCAGAGUAAUGAGAAUGAAAAGCCCUUAGACAGUGAGACCAAGAUGUAAAGAGAAAUGGUGUCCAUUCCCCCCACAGGUCAGCCUGUUGUCCUGUUGGGCUAAUCAGAUUGGCUUGGCUGUGCUCGCUCCUUUUAGUGGGAGAGCAGAUUUUCUUAUUUAUUUUGAGCCAAUAUUUCCAAACAAUUGAUUAACAAUGUUCCCCUGUGGUGGCGUCGGCUUAGUCACCCUACGCUGGCUGUAGGCUUGUUAGGGUGAUUGUGAGAUGGCCCUUGGCUAGUUUUGCCUUGGAUUUAACACCUCUUUAAUUGAAGUCCUAAGAUGAGCCGCUGUGGUCGGAGGGGGAGAGGCUCGAGUGUGAGGGAAUUAAAGUUUGAAUUCCACCAGAA